AUGGAGUCAUUCUCUUCCAUAUUGGGAGCUGGACCUGCCAGUGCUGAAUGCAAGUACGUAAAGAAAAAACUCAUAGGUACUGGCUCUUAUGGUGAAGCGUGGCUCGUUGAACGCGUGGAAGAUCAUUCUAUAUUUGUGGCUAAAGCAAUGAACCUGGGGAAAAUGUCCUCCCGUGACAAGCAGUAUGCUCACAGUGAAAUAAAGUGUCUGGCGAACUGCAAUCAUCCCAACAUUAUUAAAUAUAUUGAAGAUCAUGAGGAAAAUGGUCAACUUCUUAUUGUCAUGGAGUUUGCUGAUUCUGGAGAUCUUGAUCGACAGAUAAAGUCUCGUGCAACCGAUGGUUUUCGUUACUUCCAAGAACAUGAAGCUUUAUUUUUAUUUUUACAGUUAACCCUUGCUCUUGAUCACAUCCACAGCCACAAAAUGCUGCACCGCGAUAUCAAAGGAGCUAAUAUUCUUUUGACUUCUACAGGGUUAAUAAAACUGGGCGAUUUUGGUUUUAGUCAUCAGUAUGAUGAUACAGUUUCAGGUGUGGUUGCAAAUACUUUCUGUGGGACACCCUACUACUUGGCACCUGAGCUAUGGAAUAAUCAAAGAUACAGCAAAAAAGCAGAUAUAUGGUCAUUGGGUGUUUUAUUAUAUGAAAUUAUGGCUUUAAAGCGUCCCUUUACGGCGACAAAUAUGAAAGGUUUAAUGGCAAAAGUUUUGGCAGGCGAUUUUGCUCCUCUACCGGAGAAGUAUUCCACCGGAUUCAGAAGUCUUGUGCGAAGUAUCCUUGUUGUUGAUCCAAACCAACGACCUGGUGUUCGAGAAAUUUUUCAUAUGCCUUAUGUGAGAGAUGGUUUAAAAGUCUUUAUGCAAACUGUGAAGAAAAAUGUGCGUAUUGCAGGGCCUGUAAAAGAUGCCCUUAUAAGUCACGUAACAGAUAUUCUUUCCUCAGAGUCCCCACCUGAACCUAGUGGGGGAUUGGUAGGACAAAUCAACUUUGAUGUCACCUUCAGAGGUUAUGUGAAGAAAUUGGGAGGUGGAAAUGGACGCGUAUGGAAAGAACGGUAUUUGCAAGUUGUCCGAGGUCAUCUUAUCUUGUCGGACAAUGAAGCAGACCAAGAAGGAAAAGCACUGAGUCUGGAACAGGUUCAGAGUGCUUGUCCAGUGCCCAUCGGCACUGCUAAAAGAGAGUUUGUUUUUGCGCUCAACACUAUCGGCGGCAAGUCGAUGUGGUUUCAAGCGGGGUCCCAGGAAAACAUGGAAAUGUGGAUUCACGCAAUACAGCGGGGACUUGGAAUAUCUUGA
Messenger RNA from Trypanosoma theileri, 1293 nucleotides. Its product is annotated as protein kinase. Gene Ontology annotation, biological process: protein phosphorylation. The record is from RefSeq and is a predicted model, not a curated record. The coding region runs from base 1 to 1293 and encodes 430 amino acids. Gene Ontology annotation, molecular function: ATP binding; protein kinase activity. NCBI's taxonomy places the organism in Eukaryota, Euglenozoa, Kinetoplastea, Trypanosomatida, Trypanosomatidae. The transcript has a single exon.